This is a messenger RNA of Cololabis saira (Pacific saury), 2169 nucleotides long. RefSeq names its product interferon gamma receptor 1 (gene ifngr1). The transcript has 7 exons. Bases 179 to 1372 code for a protein of 397 amino acids. Gene Ontology annotation, molecular function: protein binding. The record is from RefSeq and is a predicted model, not a curated record. NCBI's taxonomy places the organism in Eukaryota, Metazoa, Chordata, Actinopteri, Beloniformes, Belonidae.
AGCAGCUGACGGAAUCAUUUCUGAGGAAAUGGCCUCAAGGAGAAAAUUAGGAAAUGAGCUGUCACAAACCCAACAUUAGGUCGGCUUUUUUAUUUUCCUUGUUUAAUGAAGCGAAGUUAAAGUUUGAUUAAUUUACUUUAAGCUGCUGGUCGUUGUUCAGGGCUGUUUGUCUUCAACUAUGGGACUAGAACUUGUGAUCACAGCGUUGUUCCUGAUCAGCCGGGUUUCCUCUCUCAUCGUUCCACCCCCAGAAAAUGUAAAUGUGACCUGCCAAAAUCUGAACACCACAGUUUCCUGGAAUUACAGCAAAGAUCAACCAGAAACCACGUUCAGGGUGAACAUCAUAGGACGCGAUGGGAAUAAGGCAAUUGAAACCGAGAACCAUCAGUAUGAUCUCAGCCGCUUUGUUUGGCAGUCGCAGGAAAACUAUUUGGACCUCUAUUACGUCAAGGUGAUAGCCAUACAGGGAGGCAACCAGUCUGAAGCAGUAUCAUCAAAGACAUUCUCCUUCGACGAUUUAAAGACAGUUGACAUAAAAUGUGUCUUGGAUUUCCCGAAUAUUGAGGUGACCUCGGAUGAAACGCAGACUUCUGUGGAAUUCCAGAAUCCAUUGCACUUCUACCAACAACUGAAGCAGGCAGUCAAAACAGAUACUCGUACUUUCAAGUUCAAAGUCUCUCCAGUUGGCAGUGCUGGAGAUUUUGAUGGAGAAUGUAACGAAAGGCAAAGCUUCUGCAAACGUGACGUACAGUUCUCCAAGGGCGUGGAGCAGUGUGUCAGGCUGACAGGAUCGUUGUAUCACAGUUCACGUUUCCCAAUAAAAUUCAACGAGACAAAGAAGAUCUGUGCAACCCCGUCUGAUGAGAUCUUGUAUUGGACUGCAGUCAUUCUGGGCUCCAUCUUUGCAGUUAUAAUCCUUAUAGUAGUUAUUGCCAUCUGUAAGGUGAAGGCCUGGACCAUGCAGAAAGCAAAGCAACCCGUGUGUCUGACGGACUUCAACGAACAGAACAAAAUAUGUAAAAGCGUAUCCAAGGAAAAGAUCAAUGCUCUCAAUUACACGUCUCACGAGAGCCUUUCAGACCUACCCAACACCCAGCUCCCAGAAGACACCGCCUCUGGUUCUGGUUCCUCUGAUACGGAAAGAGAGGAACUUCUGGAUGGCUGUAAUCGGAGGAGGAAGGAGAUGGCCGAGAGCUUGACAUGUGGGGCCUGCGGGACAGACGAUGAUGAUGCAGAAGGCUCUCAGAAGACCGAGUGCAUCUCUGUGGAAUCUGAAGAUGGAGACGAAAUAGUUGCAUCGCCCUACGAUUUCGGACAUAAUGAGACAAUAGACAUGGGUGACGGAGACAUGGUCACUGGUUACCAUAGUUAAAGGACGGUAAAGACCAGAACGGACUAAGUCUGCACUGUCAGGAUGUUUCAGGAGACACCUGAGGGUGACGACGUUUCCAUGUCUUUCAACAUCAAACUUCUCUUCUGUUCUCUAUUUUGGCUCCAUGAAGCCGUCACUCUUUUACUCCUGAGAUAAUCUUCAUUCAGUUAAACCACAUAAUGAAAACAGUUACUUGCACUGCUCAUCUAAGUGUUUGACUCAUCAAGCAGCAUGUUGUGACUUUCCAACAAGAAGGAAUCUUAAACCAACUCUCACAUUUAAAGGAGACACAGUGGCGAGCACAUCUGUGGGACUUGUUUGCUUCAGAGAAACGCAUCGGUGGUGUUCCUGUCACCCUCCAGCUGCUUUCUCACACAAACUGACCUCCCCCUUCAUCGCCUCUCCUGUGGCAUUUUAUCAGAUGCUGGAGUGCAAGCCGAUGUGGGCGAACUGCUACGAUGCUUAACAAAAAAGUUCCAGUCUCAGGGAGACGAGCUGCACUGGAGGAAUGCAUUCAAGGCCUCUUUUUACCUUUUUAUUUUAGAGAAGAUCAUCCAGAUGAAAUGCACACAAAAACUUCAGAUUGGCAUUAUGAGGAAUCAUUAUGUAGAUAUGUUUGGUUUGGAGUAAGCAAAGAAGCUAAUUUAUUGUUCCAGUUAAAUAAUCUUUUCAGCUGUAACCAGAGUCCUUUAAUCUCUACUUUAUCACAGUGAAAUGGCAUCAUUUGGGUGAGCUGCUGUGUUUGUUCUGACCAUUUUUGAGGGUUUCUAUACAGAUUGGCAGGUUUAAGAAGACAC